Pteropus alecto (black flying fox) is the source of this 2725-nucleotide messenger RNA. It is a transcript of the gene SLC41A3, whose product is annotated as solute carrier family 41 member 3. Gene Ontology annotation, molecular function: monoatomic cation transmembrane transporter activity. Bases 318 to 2084 code for a protein of 588 amino acids. The transcript has 14 exons. The record is from RefSeq and is a predicted model, not a curated record. Gene Ontology annotation, cellular component: plasma membrane. Gene Ontology annotation, biological process: monoatomic cation transport. Lineage: Eukaryota; Metazoa; Chordata; Mammalia; Chiroptera; Pteropodidae.
UCCGCCGCCCAGCCUUCCGGCGCUCUCCGCCCGCCUACACCCCCAAGUCUCAGGUCCCCGCCCCACAGGCCGAGAAUGGCGCCGGGAGGGCUCGGCUGCGGGACGACUUGGUCUUUGACGUUUCCUCUGUGAACCCUCCCCCGGGCUGAGCGCGGCCUCCGCCUCUUGGGCCGUCCCUCUGAACGCCACCGCCAGGCAAGGAUUCCGGUCAGGGAGUCCCCAAAUCCCCAGUGUCGCGGACUGGUACCCCUCUGUCACCUAUUAGGAACCCGGCCACAGCGUGAGGUUAAGGCUACCAGGGGCUUAGCUGUGUUCACAUGGAUGGGACAGAGACCCGACAGAGGAGACCAGAGGAGCUAGUGCUGCCACACACCCUUAGCACAGGAAGACUCCCUACAGUCUCAGGAGAUGGACUUCUAUGUGUCCCGGAAAGCCAAAGGGUGGCUUCUAAACCGCUGGGGACCGAGCUCAGCAGGGAGACCACCUUGUCCAUUGGCCUUCAGGUGACAGUGCCCUUCAUGUUUGCAGGCCUGGGACUGUCCUGGGCUGGCAUACUUUUGAACUACUUCCAGGGCAAGAAGCUUCGAGGCUUCAGUUGUGAGCUCACUCGGUCCCCCUAUGGAGUCUUCCCUGAGACCGUCUUCACCAUCACGUGCCAGAUCAUGGUACCCCUUCUGCUGUCGGGCCUGGGCAUGAUGACUGCUGGCCUGGUGAUGGACACCAUCCGACACUGGCCCGUGUUUGUGGAGAUUAAAGACCUGUUGACGUUGGUGCCACCCCUCGUGGGCCUGAAGGGGAACCUGGAGAUGACACUGGCAUCACGACUCUCUACAGCUCUGCAUUGCCCGGUAAAUAUGUUUGAGCCUGUGCUGUGGGAGCAAGAUGGUGGACUGCUCAUUAUCGCCAACCCAGGAAAGUCGUAUAGCAGUCAAAUCUUGAUCAACUGCACAACCAGAGCAGUGUUUUGGACAUCUGCAAGAAAGCAAGCUGUUAGAAGGGAGGCCAACACUGGACAAAUUGAUGACCCCCGGGAUCAGCACAGAGUCAUCAGCAGUAACCUCGCCCUCAUUCAGGUGCAGGCCACCGUCGUGGGGCUCCUGGCUGCUAUGGCUGCCCUGCUGCUGGGAGCUGUGUCUAGGGGGGAGUUAGACUUUGCGAAGAUGGAAUUGCUGUGUGCCAGCAGUGUCAUCACCGCCUUCCUGGCUGCAUUUGCCCUAGGAAUACUGAUGGUCUGUAUAGUGAUUGGUGCUCGAAAGUUUGGGGUCAACCCAGACAACAUCGCCACACCCAUUGCAGCCAGCCUGGGAGACCUUAUCACGUUGUCCAUCCUGGCUUUCAUGAGCAGCUUCUUCUAUAAACACAAAGACAGUCGGUAUCUGACUCCACUGGUCUCUAUCGGCUUCAUGGCCCUGACCCCUGUGUGGGUCCUCAUUGCCAAGCAGAACCCACCCACCAUGAAGAUCCUAAAGUCUGGGUGGUUCCCAAUCAUCCUAGCAAUGAUGAUCAGCAGUUUUGGAGGGCUCAUCUUGAACAAAACCAUCUCUAAAGAGCAAUACAAAGGCAUGGCCGUAUUUACUCCCAUCAUAUGUGGUGUUGGUGGCAAUCUGGUGGCCAUUCAGACCAGCCGGAUCUCCACCUACCUGCACAUGUGGAGCACUCCUGGUGUUCUACCCCUCUGGAUGAAAAAAUUCUGGCCUAACCCAUGCUCCACUUUCUGUACCUCAGAAAUCAAUUCCAUGUCAGCCCGAGUCCUGCUCUUUCUAGUGAUUCCAGGCCAUCUUAUUUUCUUCAUCAUCAUCUACAUGGUGGAAGGCCAUGCAGUCCCAAACAGCAAGACCUUUGUGGUAUUCUAUCUACUAGCAGGCUUGAUCCAGGUGACAAUCCUGCUGUAUCUGGCAGAAGUGAUGGCUCGGCUAAUGUGGCACCAGGCCCUGGAUCCUGACAACCACUGUAUUCCCUACCUCACAGGGCUAGGGGACCUCCUAGGGACUGGCCUCCUGGCACUCUGCUUUCUCAUCAGCUGGUUAUUGAGAAGCAAAGCAGAACUAGAUGGCAUUUCAGAACCAGUGUCUGGAUCUCUCUAAUGAGCUUAGGCAGCCCAUUAAUCAGUAGAAUUUUCCCUCACACCAGCAGAGUAUAGAAUGCAGUAUUUCCCUGGCUGGAUCCCUAGGUCUCUCUGACUCUCCAAUGGCCCUUUUGUCAGUCUGCUAAGGAAACUCACACACACCUUGGCCCUGAGUUGGAACCUGAGUCCAUGAUGGAGCCUGAUAUCAGAAGCAUUGUUUGUAAGUGUGUGAAUAUGACUACUGUGCUGGGUGAGUGUGUGCAUAAGUGUGCAUGUGUGUGUGGAGAGCAGGGUGCUCUGGCCUGACUGUGCUAAAGGAAGAAGUGUGUCUGGUGAACUUUGGGCAAUUUGUUGGCUCUUCUUCAUGCCAUUGCAGCUCAGAUUGAAGUGGACAGGAAGGAGAUCUGUUGUGUGCCCAAGCCUCAGGACUCUUGGCCCUGGCUUAACUGUUCUUCACUAGGUCCAGUUCCGUGGUCCACUAUGCUGGUAUGCCCUGAAAAUGUGUGCAGCCCUUCCUAGGCUGGGGCCUUCCACCCCCUCUCAUCUGCUCCCAGCAUUUAUUCUUGACAUUGCUCUUUUUUCCCGUUUUUUUUUUAAGCAGAAACCUCUGUUUAGAUUAUAAUGAUCUGAGAAGUAUAAAAUAAAGCAUAGAUUAUAUUU